CCGGGGGCGCCCUGCGGUCCUCCAGUGCCGGAGCUGGGCAGGCCUGGAGCCGCCCCGCCCACGGCCGAGGUUUCGGUUUCCCGUGGGAGCCCCGCCCAGUGCCCCGGGAGCCCGAGGCGGCGGGGAUGAAUGGCGGGUGCUGCGGCUGGAAACCUGACCCCUGGGGGGUCGGAGCUCGUCGAGGGAUGCCGCUGGCUAUGCCCGGAGCACGGCGACCGCGUGACCGAGCUCUUCUGUCGCAGCUGCCGCCGCUGCGUGUGCGCGCUUUGCCCAGUGCUGGGCGCGCACCGCGGCCACGCGGUGGACCUGGCGUUGGAGGCGGCGGUGCACGUGCAGGUGGGGACAGUGGGGACGCCGCGCGGGAGUUGUGGGAGGCAGCCCAGGCACAACGGCAGAGGAGGGGGCGUGUCUGCCAUCCCGUGGCCAGGGGCGGGUAACAACCUGGAAACCAGACGUGCCCCAGAGGGCGUCGCUCAUGCAGAGUCAAGUAAAACCUGGCUGAAGGGGAUAUUCACUGAACUCAGAUUACUACUUGAUGAAGAGGAAACAGCGGCCAAGAAAUUCAUUGAUAAAAACACACAGCUGGCCCUCCAGGGGUACAGGGAACAAGUUGACUCUUGCAAAGAGCAACUUGACGUCACGAACGAUCUCUCCACCAGGGUCUGGAGUAUCAGCCAGGAGCCUGAUCCUGUCCAGAGGCUUCAGGCAUACACGGCCGCCGAGCACGAGAUGCAGCAGCAGAUGAGCCUCGGGGAGCUGUGUCACCCUGUGCCCCUCUCCUUUGAGCCCAUCAGGAGCUACUAUAAAGGUCUCAUGGAAGCCAUGCAGAGUACACUACAGACGCCACUGGACAUUCGCCUUAAGGAAAACAUGAACUGCCAGCUCUCAGACCCUUCCAGCACCAAGCCAGGUACCUUGCUGAAAACCAGCCCCUCACCAGAGCGAUCUGUCUUCCUAAAAUACGCGCGCACGCCCACGCUGGAUCUGGACACGAUGCACGCGCGCCUGCGCCUGUCUGCAGACCGCCUGACCGUGCGCUGCGGCCUGCUGGGCAGCCUGGGGCCCGUGCCCGCGCUGCGGUUCGACGCGCUCUGGCAGGUGCUGGCUCGCGACGGCUUCGCCGCUGGCCGCCACUACUGGGAGGUGGACGUGCAGGAGGCUGGCGUCGGCUGGUGGGUGGGCGCGGCCUACGCCUCCCUGCGGCGCAGCGGCGCCUCGGCCGCCGCCCGCCUGGGCUGCAACCGCCAGUCCUGGUGCCUCAAGCGCUACGACCUUGAGUACUGGGCCUUCCACGACGGCCAGCGCAGCCGCCUGCGGCCCCGCGAAGACCUCGACCGGCUCGGCGUCUUCCUGGACUACGAGGCCGGCGUCCUUGCCUUCUACGACGUGACGGGUGGCAUGAGCCACCUGCACACCUUCCGCGCUACCUUCCAGGAGCCGCUCUACCCGGCCCUGCGUCUCUGGGAGGGGGCCAUCAGCAUCCCGCGGCUGCCCUAGGGGCCAGGACCAGCGUGACAGCCUCCAGGUCUGUACCUAGAUCAGCGUGGCUGGUCCCCUUACUGCCUACUUCUCAGGGCCCUCUCCCUGCCCCAGCCCUCCCCAACCGGUCACACCCACAGUGCUUUGAAGGGAUCCUCUCCUAGGCUAGUUUGAAACAUGCCCCAAACAAGUCCGCUGCUGCCCUCUCAUCAGACCUCCGCACCCCCACCCCCACCAUCACUUACUCUGCUGUAGUCCACCUCCUUCAAAGUGACAUACCCACAGAUAAGCCCUCAGCAUCCGGAACACAUCAUCCACCACCUGGGAACUUUCUCCCUUGUACAGCACAGGAACCUGGCACAUAGUAGGCACACAGUAAAUAUCUGUGAAUGAAUGAGUCAUCCAGCACCGACUCUUCUGUCCCUUGAGGUCUCUUGGAUCUACCGCUCCUCCUCACCUAUUUCAUCUUGUCCACAUCACACCUUUCUCCAGAACAGCUGUGAGAGCUUCUUAGCAGUUCCUGGUCUGAACCCUCUCCCAGUCCUCAUCUUCACCCUAAAACCAGGGUGCUCUUCCUAAAAUUUCACUUAACUUGUCAGAACUACGAAGAGGCUUUCAGGAGUUUCCAUGGAAAAACAAAAAAAUUCAAGCACCUCACCUUAGCAUUUAAGGCCUGUCUAGUCUGCUCAAAAUUACUUAUCCUCACCUAGCUCCUACCACUGUUCUUAGAGGCUCUCCAGUCAGAAAUGUGUCGCGUAGCUCCACCUCCACACCUCUCUACUGCCAGCAUUCAUGCAGGAAAAGUCUUCACCUGUCUCAGUCUUCGCCAGGCUUAUCUGUGCCAGGAAGUCUCCCCAAACCACCAGAAUCUCACUAUCAGAGCCACCUGGUACCUAUCUUUCCAAGUAGAUUGGAAGCUUUGGAAGAUUAGCUUUGUCCUAUACUCUCUCCACCCUGAAAAGUUCAGAAAGCCCCCUUCCCUCCCAAGCAGUGAAUAACAACCAGCAGGUGCCUAUUACUGAGUCACAGAACAGCUGAGCUGGGAGGGCCUCACAGGUCACCCAGCCAGUUCUCGUUGUAGAUUUGGGGAGUCUGAGGUCCUAAAAGAAAGCAGAACUGCAUAAAGUUACCCCGUGGUGCUGUAGGGAGGCCAGGCCUGCGCGCCAUCCACCCACCCCCAGGCAAGCAACUGACCUGUCCCCUGGCCCAGCCCUUAGGCCCAGCUUUCAACCUGGGAGAUUUUAUUUGUUUCUCAGGAGAUGCCGGAAAGGAAUCAGCAGGUGACCGUUGCUAAGCAACCAAAGGGGGUGGUGUUUCCCAACUGUCUUGGGACAGAAAGGGGAAGAGCGCCUUAAAUCCAGAUGUUGCCAAGGAAACCAGAGCGCCCAGCUGUCUGGAAUGAAGUGACAGAAAUAGAGAACAGUAGGCCCUCACACGGAGGCCUGCUCCUCUAGCAGGGAGGGGGAGGCCUCUUCCCAGGGCCUGUGUCUCCAUUCUGAAGGUUCUGCAUCCUGUUUUGUCAAUUCCCUAGAUGGUUUUCAAGUUAACAUUCUGUUAAAGCAUCUUCGUAGGUGCUUGGUAGGAAGGCAAAGCCAAAUCCUUGUGGUAUAGUUUGAACCAUAUAAAACUGACAAUUUUCAACAGUUUUUGAAUUUAAAAUGGCACUUUGAUAUGGGGCAGUGUAGCAGAAUAAUACCAGACAGACAAAACCUCGCAAAUGCCUUAACUUCUAACCAAAGACUUUAAAACUCUGGUUGAACAAUCUUAAAGCACUAUGCUGCAGGAAUAAUGAGAAAAAGGGAAAUUAAUUCUACUAGGAAUGGCUCACACUGAAUUGUGACAGGCAGAGGACAUUCCUGACAGAGGGAACAUGAAUACACUUGACUCCCACAUCUCUGUCCAUCCCUGAUGACCAAGACCUCUUCCCAGACCCACAGCUGCAGGGGCCAAGUAAUAACAGCUCUUACUAGUUUGUAAGGCACUGUUCUAACGCUUUACAACAAAACUCAUCUGAUCCUUUCAUUAUCCCUAGGGAGUAGAAAGUUAUCCCAAUUCUACACAUGGCAAAAUGGAGACCCAGAGUCACUUGCCCAAGGGUCACACAGCUAGUGGUGGAGCUGGGGUCUGGGUCCAGGCCAUUGAGUUCCAGGUUUGUGCUCAUGGCCACCACAAGGCGCUACUGCUCAGGGUGAGUGCAGCUGGUCUCUGGCCAGUGCCUGGUGCUCUGGCCUCUCUCAUGGAGCUACUGCCCAUGAUGCUUUCCUUUUGCCUGGUUAGUCUGCGAGACUUGAGUCUACCUUUGGAUUACCUUCCUUGGGGUCUGAGAUGAGGCCUUAUGCCCAGAGGGGAACUUAAGUUUGAGAUUCAUGUAGCACAGACAGAGCUAGGCUAUAAAGGUCACAGACUGGCUAUAUCAAGACCCAUGCUAGCCAGAAAGCUGCAGUUUUAGUCCCUAAUCAACUGUGUGACCAGGACUAGUCACGUUUUACUUCUCUGUGCCAUCUAUAAAAUGGGGAUAAUGGCACUGACUACCAGUGUUGUGAGGCUCAAAUGAGCCAAAGGUUAUUGACUUGCCUUAAAAACUAUAGUGCUGUAUCAUUUUUAUCAGCAUUCCCAAGGGAGCUCGCAUUAUACUGACAGUGCCAAGACUACUGGUAUUCUCAGCUGCCAUGUGGCAGGAGCAGGAGCUACUAAAUAUUCUCAGCACAGGAAUGAGGCUUCCUUGGUUUCCAUGUCUUUCAGAGUACUAAUCACUUACCUUAUUCUCUUUGAGACUUGUAGACAUUUCUUUAUUGAUAUGUCAAAUUGCUUGCAGUUAUCUUUAAAUGACAGCAAUUCUCUAAUAUUUGGUUUAAUAAAAUGUGAAUAAUGUCCCUU
Molecule: messenger RNA, 4356 nt
Organism: Sapajus apella (tufted capuchin)
Lineage: Eukaryota; Metazoa; Chordata; Mammalia; Primates; Cebidae
Gene: TRIM14
Product: tripartite motif containing 14
Exons: 5
Coding region: 130-1497 (455 amino acids)
Biological process (GO): innate immune response
Molecular function (GO): zinc ion binding; protein binding
Source: RefSeq, a predicted model, not a curated record